This is a messenger RNA of Suillus subalutaceus, 1833 nucleotides long. RefSeq lists its product as uncharacterized. The record is from RefSeq and is a predicted model, not a curated record. The coding region runs from base 1 to 1833 and encodes 610 amino acids. The transcript is spliced from 17 exons. Lineage: Eukaryota; Fungi; Basidiomycota; Agaricomycetes; Boletales; Suillaceae.
AUGACGGCUAUUUGUAAUUGGCAGUACGUUGGGUGGCUUGAUUUGUACGGAACCCUCCUUGGAGCCUCGCCGCAAGAGGCACGAUAUUUCUUAAUGAACCGAUGGUCCUUCCACCAAGCAACGCUGUGGUUAUGCGUCUUAAGUAUGAGCCCUUGGGAUCUCCUCAACGUUACCCUCGUUGAACGUCCCUCUGUUCUGUAUUUUACGCGAUCCGCUCAACAGACAGACCACCUCGACGUUACCCUCGUUGAACAUACCCCCGAUCUGGUUUCAAACUUCUCACUUCCCCGAUAUAUUCUCGCCAUCGCCUGUUACAUGACGCAACAAAAGCCAGAAAUGCCUUCUGGUGUCGACCAACAGCCAUCUCCUGGUCCAAGCUACAUGGGCUCAUCCCCUGCAUCCUUCGACUAUGUUGAGGAACAGUUUGGCGGAGGUCGUCGAUAUGAAGCACCGCCUGCCGAGUUGACUCCCUCACGGCUGAGGACCAGACUCAAGGCCACAGUGGCGGGACCGUCGGUAUUGUCAAGGACGCCUCUGCCCCGACGCCAGGCCUAUCAAAAAUACCUCUAUACGACGUUCAGCUUUCCGUUGGUCCAUUCCCACCACGUUGUGCAGGACGGUGCUUCAACUUCAACAAGCGAUACGUCAUCGCUUACGCUGAACGUGGCUUACAGUCGGCACAACUCACCCUUUCCUCCACUACAAGGUCCUGCACAACUGCAGGAUUUGUUUUACGGCCCUAUGGACCAGCAGUCUCCUUGGAUGCAGCAAAACCCAUCUGGUGAUUUCGGAAUGAUGCAGCCUGAUACUUUCACGGCUGGAUUACUCGGAGAUCAAGCUCUAGGCAUGGGCUGGAGCGGGCGACAAGUCGCUGGUGGCCUGCAACCGUCCUGUGACCAACGGCAAGACGCCUCUCAUGUCUCGCGGAUGUUCGCUGGAUCCAGCAGGCCAACCGUCUUCGGGAUUGAUGCAGAACUCACCAUUCACCCUGCAUCCUGCACCAUAUGUACCCGCCUCAAGAUCAUGCCCAUCCUAUUCCAGCCCACAAAACAUCAUCCCGCCAACACCACUCAAGGAUGGUGGCGAGAUCCUAGUCCAAAGUUGGACCUAGGUCACUAUUCUCCGGCCACCACCUACCGCGUUCGGUUCCCUGAAAGAGACCACUUGCAGGAGGAGCUCGGCCGCUGUGAAAAAGAGAAAUCAGAAGGCAGUGGGACACCUAGUGCAACAUUGCGAAGAAAAUGCUACGAGAAAUUCAAGGACACCUUUCCCGACACCUAUCAAGACAUCCUAUCGAAGCAUGAGGAAGUAGCUCUCCUGAGCUCGUCUCCCCCAAACUAUUGCCCAGCGCGGACAAGCAUUCCAAAAACACUAUCGGAGUGUGACGAGCAUCAUUUGGAUUUGAAGCAGCCGUUGUAUUAUGUGGUAAAGUGGUUAAUGAAGACGGUUCGCUUUGGUCAUUCUUACAACACACCUGGUGCUGGUGGGUUCUGGGAAAUGCGAUGCCGUGCCAGCGAUGACAUGAUCAUCGGUCAUUUAAAGGCCCACGUGUAUAACACCACAUCGCUAUCUGCAAAACCGGGGACGAUAGCCAUCAAAAACAGACACCGACCGUUACCCCACGACAUAGACCAGGCUUCUGAUGUUGUGGAGGGAGGACGGGAGGAUAACUUGAAAUUCGUGAAGCAGGAAAUCACCAGGCAAGCUGCCAAAUUUGGCUGCAAAAUACACGGCGGAAAGAUUUUCCCUUGGAAGCUCAUGCCAGCCGCACUCGUGGAAGCCAAUCUCAGCAUCCAAGGAUAUCCUGGCACACAAGUGCCUAUUUCCCGGUGA